Molecule: messenger RNA, 1785 nt
Organism: Callithrix jacchus (white-tufted-ear marmoset)
Lineage: Eukaryota; Metazoa; Chordata; Mammalia; Primates; Cebidae
Source: RefSeq, a predicted model, not a curated record
AUGGCUGGCCGCCCGGGGGACCUUCGGCCCGAGGGCCCCGCUGCAGCCCCCCUCCGGCCGCCACGCGGGGCCUACCUGCCCCGGCGCGUCCUCCGCCCGGCGGUACCUGCCGGUGGCCGGGGAGUCCCCGCGGGCGCCAGCGCUGCGCCCCACUGGCUGGGAACGCCGCUGUGUCCGCGCCGCCGCCCCUCGGGUCCGGGAGCUGCCCACUCUGAGGCUGGGGUGCCCUCUCCCAGGCGGCGGCGCCGACCCCCGGAGGGGUGCCGGCGCCGAGAGGAGGCGCCGGGGCGGGAUGGCUGCCGGUCUCCGGCGCUUCCUGCGGCCGCGGAUCCGCCGACCGCCCCGCCGCCGUCCAGAGGCGAGAGGCAAAGUGAGCGGGUUCGGAGGCGGCGAGGAGCCGGCUCGCGGCCGCGGGGGCGGGGCCUCUGUGGGGUCCUCCUCCUCGCCCGCCAGCUCCGCGCGCGCCGCUCACCUCCCUCCGCGCCGCCCUCCGCUUGCCGCCCGCGCCCGCACCUCCCCGGCUUGCUCGGGCUGGGAUUCCCCGGCGCCCCGCCCUGGACCUCGGGCUCCCCGCCUCGUGACGCCGUCCUCCCGCUCCGCUCCAGCCCUCAGUGGCUGGGAGGGGUCCGCAGGGCGGUGGAGCGGAGAGCCCCAGGACUGGGAUGCCUGUUUUCACCUCCCUCCCCGGGCCAUCGGGGUGACUUGGACAGUCCCCAAGAGCCCUUUUCACAGCCCUGGUUCAAAGCCAGUGUGGACUUAGAUACGGUGACAGACGGCGUUUGGAGAGCUUUUUCCAGAAACUGUCCGGAGCCCAGCUCGGGUUCUGGGAUCGCCCCUGAGGAUUUCUCAGGGAACGCAUCCCAGCCACGGCUUUUCCUGCCUACUUUGCUCUUCCUCCCGUCGCGCGGGGCGACCCACGUACCGCGUGCUCCGAAGGCGGCCGCACGCCCCAGCCCCCAGCCUCGGUGCCGCCAGCCCGCCAGCGGAGGGGAUCGGCCCCCGACCCGGACCCGGCCCCCGCGUUCUGGGGCGCGGGGCGCGAGAAGGCGGCUACAUGUAGCGCACCUGCACCCUCUCGAGGCGCUGCCCUUAGAGUGGGAUCAAAGUCUGGGGAGGAAAGCCGUGUCACCGGCAAAAAGCCUUUCUCAUGGCCUUCGUCUGCAUCCUCCUUUCCAAAAUAUCUUGCUUUCCCCCCGCGCACCCCUGACCCGGCUGCAGCACCGACUCUCGGAGCUGGAAGAGCCCCUGAACGCCCCGCAGAGCGAUCUACCCCGCGCUCUUGUCCGUGCCCAGGGAGUGGGUUCCACUUAGCAGGGAUUAUUUUAAACUGCCACCAGCAAUUUAUUCACCUGACACCCGACACCGGUAGCCCAGCCCGCUGGAGGCGAGACAGAUGGAAUCUUGUUCUGUCACCCAGGCUGGAGUACACUGGUGCAAUCUUGGCUCGCUGCAACUUCUGCCUUCUGGAUUCAAGCAAUUCUCCUGUUUCAGCCUCCCAAGUAGCUGGGAUUACAGGUGUGCACCACCACGACUGGCUAAUUUUUGUAUUUUUAGUAGGAAGGGGGUUCGCCAUGUUGACCAGUCUGUUCUCAAACUUCUGACCUGAGGUGAUCCACCUGCCCUGGCCUCCGAAAGUGCUGGGAUUAUGGGCCUGAGCCAGCACGCCUGGCCUUAUUUCAUAAGUAUCUUCUAUCUGCCAGGUGUGCUUUUGAGGAGACAGCAGUAAAUAAAACAUACAGACACACCUCUUCUCAAAGAGCUUAUAUUUUAGUGGGAAACACAAAU